Molecule: messenger RNA, 1498 nt
Organism: Exaiptasia diaphana
Lineage: Eukaryota; Metazoa; Cnidaria; Anthozoa; Actiniaria; Aiptasiidae
Product: multiple inositol polyphosphate phosphatase 1
Exons: 4
Coding region: 10-1410 (466 amino acids)
Molecular function (GO): acid phosphatase activity; inositol phosphate phosphatase activity
Source: RefSeq, a predicted model, not a curated record
GAUCACCGUAUGUUCAAGAUGUCCGCUUUACUUCGAAGGAAUAUAAUUGCCCUARUAGUAGCGCUUUUGGCUAACCUCGCAUUCAGUAUGGCAUGGUACCCUUACGGUACYAACACUCCGUACCAACCAGGCAAUCUAAAAGCCAUUAAUACACCAGUUGGCUGCACUGUCGUCCAUUUGGAUAUGGUUCUGCGCCAUGGUUCACGAUAUCCGUGCAGCCACUACAAAGAACCGUUGGCCAACGUAGUAGAAGAGGUCAAUAAAGUGCAUAAAUCCAAGGCUUUUACGUUCAAGAAUCUGACAAUUCCAUGGAARCUACCGGACGAGUAUCAAUUUGCAGGUGACUGCGAACAGGGAGAGCCUGGGAACAAAGAAAUAUACCAACUGGGGAAGCGUUUUAGGUCUAAAUACAAUACCCUCUUCAACAAAAAGAAAUAUUGGAACGCCCAUUAUAGAUUUGAAGCAUCCGAUACACCACGGUCAUACAAGAGUGCCGUAGCGUUCAGUAUGGGUCUUUUUGAUGGUAAUGGCACGUUAGAUGGUGGUAAAUAUCAACCUAUAGCAGUUAAGGUUACUGGGCCAAAAACCAAAGACAAAAAACUUCGUUUUUUCAGCUCAUGUGCAAGGUACAUACAGGAAAUAAACAAUGGACCUGGACUAGACGAAUGGAAGAAAUUUGCCAAGGGCUYCGAAAUAAAGCAGGUCAUUUCCAACGUCAAUAAACGACUGAAUCUCGGCRGUAAAAUUCCUUUAGACGCAGAUUUCGUUUACUACAUGUUCUGGUUCUGUGCGUAUGCCACAAUGAAYAACUUAAAACGUGACUGGUGCKCUCUGUUUGACGAGGAGGACUUGAAUGUUAUGGASUACUACGACGACCUCUGGGGSUACUAUAGCUCGUCAUAUGGAAACGRAAUCGGUUACAAGACUAAUUGCCCCCUCAUGUCAGACAUUGUGGACUCCCUGGAUAACUUCAUAAGCAACAAAGACGGCCAUCCGUAUGGAACCUUUAGGUUUACCCAUAUUAGUACAAUAUUGGCUCUGCAGACACUCUUUGGCAUGUAUAAUUCAACUGUGCCGUUGAGAGCUGAUAACUACGCCCAGAAUGCAAAUCGARYCUUUCGUACAUCAAAGAUAGUGCCCAUGUCUGCUAGCCUCGCUCUUGUGGUGUAUCGUUGUGGCAAGGAUUAUAAAGUACAGGCUUUGAUGAACGAGAAUUCAGCUUUACUGCCAUGUUGCAGCCCCGAUGGGAACAGCUCAAGACCUUGCAGCUUAGAAAAGUUUAUGUCSUGUUAUAAACACAUUGGAAAAAGCUGUAACUUCGAAGCAUUAUGUGCUGUCUCUGCUGGUUCACACCUUUGCCAGUGUGAAUGGAUGAUUCUGCUCUUGAUACUAGUUAGAUUUAUUAUAUAGUUGCUGAGUUUGAGCGUAUUCGCAUUUAUAAUUACAGGGUUGCAAGCGUUUAAAUCUCGAAAAAUUUACAAAGAAUGUAUGGAGCACU